Molecule: messenger RNA, 7995 nt
Organism: Pezoporus flaviventris
Lineage: Eukaryota; Metazoa; Chordata; Aves; Psittaciformes; Psittacidae
Gene: ABCC5
Product: ATP binding cassette subfamily C member 5
Exons: 27
Coding region: 4165-7836 (1223 amino acids)
Biological process (GO): transmembrane transport; proteolysis
Cellular component (GO): membrane
Molecular function (GO): ATP hydrolysis activity; ABC-type transporter activity; ATP binding
Source: RefSeq, a predicted model, not a curated record
UAGAAAUUUUGGGGCAAAAUUCCAGAGUGAUUCAAUAAUCCAAGAUAGGUUUCCUACAGCUGGUGGAUCAGUUGCUGAAUACCGAGGCAAGUUCUUGGAGAAGGGUGGGGGAAUUUAGAUAUCUUGGAGGAAAUGCACACUUGUUUUUCUCUUUGCUUUUGAGUAUAGUUUAAAGUUGUUCCUUGACUGUGGUCUUUUUUUGCAUAGAAUUUUUAUGUGCAGGUCUUCUAAUUGUUUUCUUAUUCUUUUUGCUAUUCUGUAAAUGUAUCUUGGAAUAAAAUUCAGUCUGAUAAAAUACUAAUUUUAGAUUAUUGGCUUUAAUAACACAGUCUUUGAGGAGUGGAAUGAAACUGUUUUAUAUUAGAGCACUAUUUAAAACUAAUAUGAGCAGUUCUUAAGAAGUCUAAGGGUAUAGUCUUUACUGAUCCUGCAGAGAAUGGUCAGACAGAAGAAGUGUUAGAGCAUGUUACUGCCUCUAGGAACUGCUGCUGUUUGCUGUGAGUCGUACUGAAGAUAACAACAUACGGGAUUUGACAUUCACACCAUUUUUUGUCACCUGUUUGUUGCACGUGCUGUGCAGAUUUACAGUUGAAAUCUUAACUAAAUUUAUUCUCUACACAUUUCCCUUGAGGAGUAGGAGCAGUAUUACUGCUAGUAGUACAUGUUUCAGUGUGCUGGUAAGCUGAAGGUUCAUUUCUUAGGUAAGUACACUUGGGUGCACUGUUAGGUGAAAUGUAUUUUUAAAAUGUUUCUCUGCCUUUAAAUGUCUUAUCAGAAUGUUCUGCUUUUUAAGACUUUUUAAAGUUUGUCUUGUUUCAUGUAACGUGAAUAACAAUAAAUGUUUCUGUGGUACCGUUUCAUUGGUAAUAACUUGUAGUACCUUGGAUUAUGAGAUAUAUAUAUGAAUGUACUUUGAUAAUUAACACAAAUUGCGAUUAAGGUUUUAACAGCACUAGAUUUCCCCAAGAAGAGCUUCUGUCAUUGUUUCACUACAGGGCUUUAGUAGCUGCUUUUAUCUUUAGAGAAGAACUUGCAGCAGGGUUGCCCCUAAUUUCUGUAGUGUAAUUUUCUCAAUUUGUCUCAGCCGAUUGCUGAAUGAGAGAGAGCAGGAGGGGAAGGAGCAAAACAACCUGCUUGGUUAGGCUGGGGGCUGCUGCUGCAAUUGAUGCUUGAUUUUGGGUAGUUUAAAAUUAUCUAUAGACAUUUGCCCAUUUACAGGGAACCUUAUUAAUUUCUCUGAAUGAAGAACAAUUCCCUUUUUGGUUCCAUCAUUUGGCAUGAAAAUAAAGUCUUUACCAUCCCUCCUCCCUGUUUUUAAAAAUGACAUGCCUCAUAGGUAUGCCUAUGCUGUCUCCUCAGAAGUAUCAGUGCUUCUUAUAUUGUUGCACCCUUUCAGUCACCUGAAAAGGGAGAUCAGGGAAAAGCACUUGACUUGCUUCCGUAUUGGUGAAAACUAUAAAAAUGGAGUUAAACACUAUUGAACUUCAAAAAUUUUAAUUGAAAGUCUGUGACCUUGAAGUACCAGCCAACAGCUGUGGCUUUGCUGCUUUGCUAAUGAGCAUUGUGAUGGUUAUAAGUGGAAAGGAGUUGUGACAGACUUCCUGUGUGUUUGGGGUUUUUUGGUGUUUCUUUUUGUAAUGGAUAGAUCCUUCAAGGGUCCUUUUUUUAUUUUUAUUUUUUAUUUAUUUUGGUAGAUUCUGCAUCUGGCACAAUAUCCAAACCUGUAACCUGGUGAGACAGUUGCAUGUGUCAGAAUGCCUUGUAAUAACCAUCAGAAUGUGCUGGAAUAGGUGAGAUACUAUUUAUCUCCAGUGAAUAUUUGCUGUCAUUUGAUCAGCUACCUAAACUUUUGAGUUUGGGUUGAGGAGUAAAGAAGUUUUUUGAUUACUAAACAUAAUCAGUUUAACUUCAGGUCUGAACAAUGUCCCCGUUCAGAGCUAUUCUUCCUGUUUGGGAGAUGGGGAAACUUGCUAUCUUAGUGGAGUACAGCUUGACCGUUUGGUCAGUUAUUGGAGGGGGGAGUGGUAAGCUAUUGGAGGUAAGUUUCCCAAUUUCCCAGUUGGCUCCAGUUGCAGCCUGCCCCAUGCUGUCGCAUGCUGGCUGCAGCAGGGAUGCCGGCACUGCAGUGGGACCAGUGACAGAAGCUGUUCUUCAGAAUUUUCAGGAUGGCUGUUUUCUGCGUCAGAAUGAGACAGUCCUGCUGGGCAGAGCCAACGCCAAGAGCAAAGGUAAGGUAAUGUUUAUUCAAUGGGAAUGCUUAAGACAGCCAAGCAGCUAGUACCAACUACAGUAAUAGUCACAGGAGUUCCUUUUUUCCCAUUAGCUUGAGUUUUAGUUUUGUACUGUAACUUUGUUUUGUAAAGAACUUUAUGCUGGAUUCUUGUCGUUAAAUGAGUUUGAUUUCAAAUAAUAUGUGUUCGGAUGCAAAUGUUAAUUAUGUGUGACUUUUUCCCCCUCCCUUUUCGAGAUUCUUUCAUCUGCUGUUUCCUCUUUUCUUCUGAAAAAAAAAAAAUGGGGGUAUAAUGUAAACUGGUCUCUAUUUCAUCACGGGAGAUGCUGAAUCUAUAAUAUAGUGCUGAAAGAUUGCACUAAAAAGUUUUGGGAGGAAUGAGACCCCAGGAAACAUCUGCUAUCUGUAUACGUCCUCUCUUGGAGACUUUCAGCAAUGCUGUGGUGUGCGAGAAAAUGCUCUGUGACCAUGCUGGGUUACAGCUCGUGACGAAAAAGGGGGAUUUUUACCCCAGUUGCUCAGUGACUCGGUUGCAUAUGUUGGAUUGAAUACUGGAAAAAGAAGUCAGUAAUCUCCUUAGUAACUACAAACCAACUGUAUGCAGUUGUGGUCCAAACACAUGAUGUAAAACUAAAUCCAAUUAAGGAGAAAGUUGAAAUGCAAUAGAUCUGUGAAUGUGAGCUCCUCACAUUUGUUCAGGGAUUGGUAUGUAAAUUUUCUCUGGCCAUUCUAGAACCUGGUGGACAUCUGGCUUUAAUUCACAGCUGUGAAAAAGAAAGAGCAAAAUUAUUUACAGCAUGUUUCCUUGGUUCUGAUGUGCAGAAUUACUUUCCUCAGAACAGAUGAAUUUGAUCUCCAUUUUUUUUCUGUUAUUUGGUGCUGGGCUAUAGCUAAUCAAUAACUUUGCUUGAAAUAGUGGGGUUUUGUUUUUUUUCCUCUCUCUUCAACCUAUACAGAACUCUUCUUUGCAAAACCUGGUUUAGCCAAGAGGACUCCAUAUGGACUAUUAUGUGAAAGGCUUCUCAAAUAUUUUCUUUGGUUUCAGAUUUUUUUUGUUACUUUUUAUUGAAGGCAAAGGUAACUCUCUGCUUUGUACUCGCUUAUCAAAAGCACCAGUAUUUUAAAGCAUCAUUUGUUGAAAAGCUCUCUAGGAAAUGUUUUGCUGUCUGUGGAGCCUUAUUGUAGGAUACUUUUUAAACCAGAUUUCAGAAUUUGUGCAGCCUCAGAAGCCUCCUCUGGCACCUGCAAGUUUGACUUCUUUUGGACUUCAUGAACAAAUACUGUUCUGUUUUUGUAUCUUUACAAUUUGUGUGUAGUUUUAAAUCUAGCUUAUGUUAGAGGCUAAGACUGUUAGAUGUUAGUCCUUUAUAAUUAUCCUGUAUGUGCAGAUUGUAUGUUUAUACAAUGCUCUACCUGUUGUACAGUGUUUUUGAGAUGUUACCAUUUAAGAUGACACUUUAUUUCAAAUAAAAGCCUAUUGUUUCGCAGUCAAUAGUAUUUAAUUAGUAUUGCUGGUGAUUGAGUUGUAUGAUGUUUUGUUGUGCUGUUGGACCACAAAGAGCUGGAGGUGGGAAUCGGUGAUUCUGGGGGCUGUCUUCUUUCUGCAGGUGAUGUUUGAAAUGUGAUUCCUGAGGUAAAGUGUUUGUUUUCGGGGGGAGAGGGUAUGGGGAGGGAUCAAAUGGUUAAGUUUUCUUCCUUUUUUUUUUUUCCUCCCCAUCCCUAAUGAUUUGUGGCAUUGCGUACCUUGUGCUUUCUGCUUGUUUUUUUCUUUACUAUUAAACUGCUGAUGUUUAUUUCCAGGAAUGUUUUGCAAAUGUCCUUCUCACUCUUCCCCUCUACAACUGUAGGCGUUCGUUGUGAAACAUCUUCUGGAGUAUACCCAAGAGAAUGAGUCCAACCUGCAGUACAGCUUGUUCUUAGUUUUUGGCAUCUUUAUGACGGAAGUGGUGCGAUCUUGGUCCCUUGCACUAACCUGGGCUUUGAAUUACCGCACGGGGGUUAGGCUGCGUGGAGCUGUCUUGACAAUGGCAUUUAAGAAAAUUCUUAAGCUGAAGAACAUCAAGGAGAAGUCUCUUGGAGAGCUCAUAAAUGUGUGUUCCAAUGAUGGUCAAAGGAUGUUUGAAGCUGCAGCAGUUGGCAGUUUGUUGGCUGGGGGCCCUAUUGUGGCCAUCUUAGGAAUGGUUUAUAAUGUGAUUAUUCUGGGUCCAACAGGCUUCUUGGGCUCUGCUGUCUUCAUCCUUUUCUACCCAGCAAUGAUGUUUGUUUCACGCCUCACAGCUUAUUUCAGACGAAAAUGUGUAUCAACAACAGAUGAGCGUGUGCAGAAGAUGAAUGAAGUCCUUAAUUACAUUAAGUUCAUUAAAAUGUAUGCCUGGGUCAAACCGUUUUCUCAGAAUGUUCAAAAAAUUCGUGAGGAAGAACGUAAAAUCUUGGAGCGUGCGGGCUACUUCCAGAGCAUCACUGUGGGUGUGGCUCCUAUAGUUGUAGUCAUUGCCAGUGUGGUGACUUUUUCUGUCCACAUGAUCCUUGGCUACGAUCUUACAGCAGCUCAGGCAUUCACAGUGGUCACUGUCUUCAAUUCAAUGACUUUUGCACUAAAAGUAACACCUUUCUCAGUGAAGUCUCUGUCUGAGGCAUCUGUUUCUGUUGACAGAUUUAAGAGUUUAUUUCUAAUGGAAGAGGUUCAUAUGAUAAAGAAAAAACCAGCCAAUCCUCACACCGCGAUAGAGGUGAAAAAUGCUACCUUGGCUUGGGAAUUCUCCCACGCCAGCGUCCAGAGCUCACCAAAGUUGACCCCCAAAGUGAAAAAAGACAAGAAAGUCACCAAGGGCAAGAAAGAGAAAAUGAAGCUACAGAAUGAGGGACAGCAAGCUGUGCUGGCAGAGCAGAAGGGCCAUCUUCUAGUGGACAGUGAUGACCAUCGUAGCCCCGAAGAGGAGAACAAAAUUAUCCACCUAACUAACUUUCGGCUUCAGAGGACUCUGUACAACAUUGACUUAGAGAUAGAAAAGGGAAAACUUGUUGGAAUUUGUGGCAGUGUGGGGAGUGGAAAAACUUCACUUAUCUCGGCCAUUUUAGGACAGAUGACCCUGUUGGAGGGUAGCAUUGCAGUAAGUGGAAUGUUUGCAUAUGUGGCCCAGCAGGCCUGGAUUCUCAAUGCUACACUUCGAGACAACAUUCUUUUUGGCAAGGAAUAUGAUGAAGAAAGAUACAAUACUGUGUUGAAUGGUUGCUGUCUAAGGCCUGACCUAGCCAUACUUCCAAAUGGGGACCUGACAGAGAUUGGUGAACGAGGGGCUAACCUGAGUGGAGGACAGCGUCAGAGGAUCAGUCUGGCUCGAGCCCUGUACAGUGACAGGGACAUUUACAUCCUUGAUGACCCCCUUAGUGCCUUAGAUGCUCAUGUUGGAAAUCACAUUUUCAACAGUGCAAUAAAGAAGCACCUGAAGUCAAAGACUGUCCUUUUCAUCACUCAUCAGCUUCAGUAUCUUGUUGACUGUGAUGAAGUGAUCUUCAUGAAAGAAGGCUGCAUUACUGAGCGAGGAAGCCAUGAAGAACUGAUGAAUUUAAAUGGGGACUAUGCAACUAUUUUUAAUAACCUACAGCUGGGAGAAACACCCCAUAUUGAGAUUAAUAUAAAGAAGAAUGCAAACAGUUCACUGAAAAGACCCCAGGAUAAAAGUACCAAAACAGGGUCUGUGAAGAAGGAGAAAGUUGUAAAGAAGGAAGAGGGCCAGUUGGUCCAGUUGGAAGAGAAAGGCAAAGGCUCUGUCCCCUGGUCUGUUUAUGGCGUCUACAUUCAGGCAGCUGGAGGUCCUUUUGCUUUCCUUGUCAUCAUGGCGCUGUUUGUGCUGAAUGUGGGCAGUACAGCUUUUAGCAAUUGGUGGCUGAGUUUCUGGAUCAAGCAAGGCAGUGGAAACACUACUGUGACUUUGGGAAAUGAUACUGUUGUAAGCAACAGUAUGAAAGAUAACCCUCAUAUGCAUUACUAUGCUGGCAUCUAUGCACUGUCUAUGGCAGUUAUGUUGAUCCUGAAGGCUGUUCGUGGUGUUGUCUUUGUAAAGGGAACUCUCAGAGCAUCCUCAAGGCUCCAUGAUGAGCUCUUCCGACGGAUUCUGCGUAGCCCCAUGAAAUUCUUUGACACUACACCCACUGGACGUAUUCUCAACAGGUUUUCCAAAGACAUGGAUGAAGUUGAUGUUCGUUUGCCAUUUCAAGCAGAAAUGUUCAUUCAGAAUGUCAUCCUUGUGUUCUUCUGUGUGGGGAUGAUUUCUGGGGUUUUCCCCUGGUUCCUGGUGGCUGUGGGACCCCUCAUUGUCCUGUUCACAGUCCUACAUGUUGUGUCUAGAGUUUUUAUUCGAGAGCUCAAGCGUCUGGACAACAUCACACAGUCUCCAUUCCUGUCUCAUAUUACAUCUAGCAUCCAGGGUCUAUCCACAAUCCAUGCCUACCACAAAGGACAGGAAUUUCUGCACAGAUAUCAGGAGCUCCUAGAUGACAAUCAGGCACCAUUUUACCUGUUCAGCUGUGCAAUGCGCUGGCUAGCUGUACGGCUGGACAUUAUCAGCAUUGCUCUCAUCACAACCACUGGCCUUAUGAUUGUCUUAAUGCAUGGCCAGAUUCCUCCUGCCUAUGCUGGGCUGGCAAUCUCAUAUGCUGUCCAGUUAACAGGGUUAUUCCAGUUUACAGUCAGACUUGCUUCAGAGACAGAAGCUCGCUUUACCUCAGUUGAGAGAAUUGAUCACUAUAUCAAGACACUUUCCCUGGAAGCUCCUGCUCGAAUUAAAAACAAGACUCCUCCUCUGGACUGGCCACAGGAAGGUGAAGUUGUUUUUGAAAACGCAGAGAUGCGGUACCGAGAGAACCUUCCUCUAGUACUUAAAAAAGUGUCCUUUACCAUCAAACCGAAGGAAAAGAUUGGCAUUGUGGGAAGGACAGGCUCAGGGAAGUCUUCUCUUGGAAUGGCACUCUUUCGUCUUGUUGAACUAUCUGGAGGCUGUAUUAAAAUUGAUGGAGUGAAAAUAAAUGAUAUUGGUUUGGCAGAUCUUCGCAGCAAACUCUCAAUAAUUCCUCAGGAACCUGUGCUAUUCAGUGGCACUGUGAGAUCAAAUUUGGAUCCUUUCAAUCAGUACAGUGAGGAACAAAUCUGGGAUGCUUUGGAAAGGACUCACAUGAAGGAGUGUGUUGCCCAGCUGCCUAUGAAACUUGAUUCAGAAGUGAUGGAAAAUGGAGAAAACUUCUCAGUUGGAGAGAGACAGUUACUGUGCAUAGCUAGAGCUCUACUCCGUCGUUGCAAAAUUUUGAUACUGGAUGAAGCAACAGCUGCUAUGGACACUGAGACAGACUUACUGAUUCAGGAGACUAUCAGAGAGGCAUUUGCAGACUGCACUAUGUUAACAAUUGCUCAUCGCCUGCACACGGUACUGGGCUCUGAUCGGAUCAUGGUGCUAACACAAGGACAGGUAGUGGAGUUUGACAUGCCGUCUGCCCUUCUGGCCAACGAGAACUCGCGCUUCUAUGCUAUGUUUGCUGCUGCGGAGAACAAGGCUGGGAGUUCCUUCCACUUUCCUGAGGUCAGCACUGGCUCUUGCCUGGUCCAGCAGUGACCCAGUUCAGAAAGCUAACUUGCAGAAAGUUCACCCUCCAAAAGCUGUACAAAGAAGGAGACAGGAAGGCACACCUGGAAGGGAGGUGAAGUGGGGCUGCUAUUUUCAGUAGGUGCUAACUGCAACACUGGUAUAGGUAUGAGGAGAAACUGUGCUCAG